Molecule: messenger RNA, 717 nt
Organism: Anthostomella pinea
Lineage: Eukaryota; Fungi; Ascomycota; Sordariomycetes; Xylariales; Xylariaceae
Source: the annotation of a GenBank genome assembly
AUGAGAUCUCAGCCGCUGCUCUUCCCGGCCGCCGCCAAGCACACGGCCACGGUCAUCUUCGUCCACGGCCUGGGCGACACAGGACACGGAUGGGCCUCGGCUGUUGAGAACUGGAGACGGCGACAGCGGCUGGACGAGGUCAAGUUCAUUUUGCCUCAUGCUCCGCGCCUGCCGAUUACAGCUGCUGGAGGCAUGGCGAUGCCUGGAUGGUUCGACAUCGCUGCACUGAAUGGCAGGAUUGAGGAUAUCAGAGCCCACCAAGAUGAGAACGGCAUUCUGCAGACCAGAGACUACUUCAACGGCCUAAUCCAAGCCGAGAUCGAUUCGGGCAUCCCCGCAAAUCGCAUCGUUCUCGGCGGAUUUUCUCAAGGGGGUGCCAUGUCCCUCUUCACCGGACUGACGGCAAAGGUCAAGCUGGCCGGUAUCAUCGGUCUGUCAUCGUGGCUGCCAUUGGAUGCCAAGUUCCCCAACUUCCUCAAGGAGGACGACCAGAACCAUGAUACACCCAUCCUCAUGUGCCACGGGGCCGUGGAUCCCGUCGUGCCGACCGCGUUUGGCAAGGAAUCGUAUGAGAUGCUCAAGUCGCAGGGUUUCAAAGUCACGAUGAAGAUGUAUCCAGGUAUGGCACAUUCGGCUUGUCUGGAGGAGCUUGACGAGGUUGAAUCUUUCCUCGGGGCCCAGCUACCAAAACAGGACGAGAAGAAGUCGGAGCUAUGA